UGUUUAAUCGUACACCUCCGUAGCUAGUUGUUGCUCGUCUGGGGCUUGAACGAUGAUUGACUAUAAUGGCGACGCGUUUAUUCUGAGUUGAGUCUAUGGAACCAUCUCGGAUAGACAAAAGCAAAACAUUGGAUGUUUUCUUCUGCAACACAACACGAUUAAGAAUAAGCGACCACACAAAGGAGUACAUUCACCCUCAGAGAUAAGAAGCCAGGACAAAUUUGUAUAGCUAGCAUUGCUAUCGCUAGCAACUGUUUUCGCUAGCUUGCUAAGUUGAAGAGGUGGCAUUCUUCUGUGUGAACUGGAGGAGAGUGGAAGACAGACUGCUGAGUACUGAGAUCUACGCAAACUAGCAAUGUUUCUACUUUACAGUCUGUUUGGACUUUUUUGUGCUUGUUUCCAACAGGAACGCUGAACAAGCACUGGCUUGUAGUUGACAAUAGCUUGUAGUUUUUGGAAGAGGAUCCAGCACCCUCCUUGGGUAGCUAACUUGGCUAGCAGGAUAGCUUUGUGGAUUGUUCCCGUCUUUUUCGUGUUAGGACUUGCUCUCGCUUCCAUUUGGACAGUGCCUAACACAUUACUGAUAGCUGGCUAGCAAAGACUGCUAGCUUGUUGAUUUGUAAGAAUUCAGGUGGCACUGUGAGAUCUGUUUUGUAAAUGACCACCGGUAGGAAUAACCGUGCAAUGAUGGAAGGAGUUGGAGCCAGAGUGGUCCGCGGACCUGACUGGAAGUGGGGCAAACAGGAUGGUGGAGAGGGACAUGUUGGCACGGUCAGGAGUUUCGAAAGUCCUGAGGAGGUGGUGGUUGUUUGGGAUAACGGGACUGCUGCUAACUACCGUUGUUCCGGAGCCUACGACGUGAGGAUAUUAGACAGUGCUCCAACAGGUAUCAAACAUGAUGGAACCAUGUGUGACACCUGCCGUCAACAACCCAUCAUUGGUAUUCGCUGGAAAUGUGCUGAAUGCACCAAUUACGACCUCUGCACCACCUGUUACCAUGGAGACAAGCAUCACCUUAGACACCGGUUCUAUAGGAUCACUACCCCAGGCAGUGAGAGAGUACUUUUGGAGUCACGUCGUAAGUCAAAGAAGAUCACAGCCAGAGGGAUCUUCGCUGGUGGACGGGUUGUAAGAGGAGUGGACUGGCAAUGGGAGGACCAGGAUGGAGGCAAUGGGAGAAGAGGAAAGGUGACAGAGAUCCAGGACUGGAGUGCAGCCAGUCCUCACAGCGCUGCCUACGUCCUUUGGGACAACGGGGCCAAGAACCUGUACAGAGUUGGCUUUGAGGGAAUGUCGGACCUGAAAUGUGUACAGGAUGCCAAAGGAGGCUCCUUUUACAGAGACCAUUGUCCUGUUUUAGGUGAGCAGAAUGGCAACAGAAAUCCCGGAGGCCUUCAGAUUGGAGACCUGGUCAACAUUGAUUUAGAUCUAGAGAUUGUUCAGUCCCUUCAGCAUGGCCAUGGGGGAUGGACUGAUGGCAUGUUCGAGACACUCACCACCACAGGCACAGUGUGUGGCAUCGAUGAGGAUCACGACAUUGUAGUUCAGUACCCCAGUGGUAACAGGUGGACAUUUAAUCCAGCUGUGCUGACAAAGGCCAAUGUAGUGCGCAGUGGAGAAGUUGCAGCUGGUGCAGAGGGAGGAAGUUCUCAGUUCCAUGUCGGAGACCUGGUCCAGAUCUGCUAUGACAUCGACCGCAUCAAGCUGCUGCAAAGAGGACAUGGAGAGUGGGCUGAGGCGAUGCUGCCUACCCUGGGCAAGGUAGGCCGUGUGCAGCAGAUUUACUCUGACAGUGACCUGAAGGUCGAGGUUUGUGGGACUUCUUGGACAUACAAUCCUGCUGCUGUCACUAAGAUUGCACCUUCUGGUUCUGCUGUCAGCAAUGCCUCUGGAGAGCGUCUGUCUCAGCUGUUAAAGAAAUUAUUUGAGACGCAGGAAUCUGGAGAUAUCAAUGAGGAGCUGGUCAAGGCUGCGGCCAAUGGAGACCUGACCAAAGUGGAAGACAUUCUUAAGAGACCUGAUGUGGAUGUGAACGGACAGUGUGCUGGACACACUGCUAUGCAGGCAGCCAGUCAGAAUGGUCAUGUGGAUGUCCUGAAGCUUUUGCUUAAACACAAUGUGGACCUCGAGGCUGAGGACAAAGAUGGAGACCGGGCAGUCCACCAUGCAGCUUUUGGUGAUGAGGGUUCUGUCAUUGAGGUGCUGCAGAGAGGUGGUGCUGAUUUGAAUGCCAGAAACAAGCGAAGGCAAACUCCAUUACACAUAGCCGUCAAUAAGGGUCAUCUGCAGGUGGUUAAAACUCUGUUGGACUUUGGUUGCCACCCCAGCCUCCAGGAUUCAGAGGGUGACACACCUUUACAUGAUGCCAUUAGUAAGAAGAGAGAUGACAUGUUGUCAGUGCUGCUGGAGGCCGGUGCAGACGUCACCAUCACCAACAAUAAUGGCUUUAAUGCCUUGCAUCAUGCUGCCCUGCGAGGAAACCCAAGUGCCAUGCGUGUGCUGCUGUCCAAACUGCCAAGGCCCUGGAUCGUUGAUGAGAAGAAGGAUGAUGGUUACACCGCACUACAUCUGGCUGCCCUCAACAACCACGUGGAGGUGGCUGAACUUCUGGUGCACCAGGGCAACGCCAGCUUAGACAUUCAGAAUGUCAACCAGCAGACGGCAUUACACCUUGCAGUGGAGCGCCAGCACACUCAGAUAGUUCGGCUGCUGGUGCGGGCAGAAGCUAAGCUCGAUGUGCAGGACAAGGAUGGAGACACACCUCUUCACGAGGCACUGCGUCACCACACACUUUCCCAAUUGCGACAACUUCAGGAUAUGCAGGAUGUCAGCAAAGUGGAGCCUUGGGAACCCUCCAAGAACACAUUAAUCAUGGGCUUGGGCACUCAGGGGGCAGAGAAGAAGAGUGCGGCAUCCAUCGCCUGCUUCCUGGCUGCUAACGGGGCAGAUUUAACCAUUCGCAACAAAAAGGGCCAGUCUCCUUUAGACCUGUGUCCUGACCCCAGCCUUUGUAAGGCUUUGGCAAAAUGUCACAAAGAGAAGAGCAGUGGCCAAGUGGGCACCCGCAGCCCAUCACUGAACAGCAACAUUGAGUCUCUGGAGGAGUGUAUGGUGUGUUCCGACAUGAAGAGAGACACGCUGUUUGGGCCCUGUGGGCACAUUGCCACAUGCUCUCUUUGCUCACCACGUGUCAAGAAGUGUCUCAUCUGCAAGGAGCAGGUUCAGUCAAGAACAAAGAUUGAGGAGUGUGUAGUCUGCUCUGACAAAAAGGCAGCUGUAUUGUUUCAGCCCUGUGGUCACAUGUGCGCUUGUGAAAACUGUGCCAGCCUCAUGAAGAAGUGCGUACAAUGCCGGGCUGUGGUGGAACGCCGCACCCCCUUCGUUCUCUGCUGCGGUGGGAAAGGUAUGGAGGAUGAUGCCGCUGAUGAUGAUGAUGAUUAUGAUGAUGAUGAUCAUGAUCUUACAGGGAGCUCUAACGAUAUGGCAGGGGGAUCGCAGGAUCUUCUCCAGCCCAACAAUCUGGCACUAAGUUGGUCCAGUGGAAACAUACCAGCCCUGCAGAGAGACAAGGACAACACAAAUGUCAAUGCUGAUGUUCAGAAGCUACAACAGCAGCUUCAAGACAUAAAGGAACAGACCAUGUGUCCAGUGUGUUUGGACCGACUGAAGAACAUGAUUUUCAUGUGCGGUCAUGGUACCUGCCAGCUGUGUGGGGACCGAAUGAGCGAGUGCCCCAUCUGCCGCAAAGCUAUUGAGCGCCGCAUCCUCCUUUACUAGACUUCCUAACAGACUUUUUCUUCUCUUAAAGUCCACAUUGAGACACCUGCAAAGCCACAUCCACACCAGCUGCCGCUGCUACCAUCCUCACAGCUUUCGAGUCAGUCAGCCACCUCUUACACUACGUUACAGAUGCUGUCUUUAAGAUUUUGGUUGUAUUCAGAUGGAUCUUCUGUUACAAAAAAAAGAAAAAUGAACUAAUUUAAAUUAAUUUCACUACUCUUUAUUUGUCCACAGUGCAACCAGAUCCUUAUCAUGUAGGAAUCUUUUUUUUUUUCCUGCCUUUCUUCUCCCUCCUGCCUCUCCUUAUUUUUCUGUUUGUCUUGUUUUAAUCUAUUUUUACUUGAUAUUUGAACCUGUUUUUCUCUUUUUGAAUAUGAGGUUCAAAUUUAGUUGUGGAUAUGAGCCAAAGGGGCAAAUCCAUCUCUGGAUUGUCCCACUAACUUUGGGCAAAUUCAUAGUGGAGACGAGGUUGUUCUUUUUCUUACAUGUAAACUUUUCAUAAACCGGUCACAUUUAGUGUGAGCUCCGGUCAAGUUUUAUUAUAUUUGUAAAUCUUUAUGCAAGUGUACUGGUGUCGGAAGCUCCAGAUGUGGAUUUGAAGUCCUUAAUUAUUCAUGACAGCAUGGCGAGUUUGAGACACGUUGCCCCAUUUUUGAGGUUCAGCAAGUGUUUCAGCUUACUGUCAGCGUUCAGUUUGGCUGGCGUGGCGCUCUGUAUGCAGUCUGUCCUUGCAGCAGAAGACCAAAUGUUGGAAGUUUUGCACUAGAAAAGCUUAAUGAAUUUUCUGCACUGACUGAAGGUCUACUUUCAGCUCAGUGACAGAACACAGAUAUAGUAGUCUGACUGCCAACAGGUAGCACAUUACACCCAUACUUUGUUUACCAAGAUGAAACAACAGCAGUGUUGCAGCACCCGGUGGAAUUAUGCUGCCAUAUAGGGUUUCAAGGCAAACAAACAAACUCAUUCUGCUUUUGUCCAGUGAAUGGCGUCUGUUCUGUUUUUCGCACACAAACACAUUUGAUGCAAACGUUUCUGUAACAAAAGUAUCUUGUCACAAUUUGAUGUUGAGAAACCAGUGAGACUUGGUGGUGUUGUCCAAUUAAAAACUGUACAAUUUUGAUGAGCAUUGCUAAUUUACCAUUGAUCAGUCUGUGCCAUUUGCUUCCAAAAAUGUACUUGUUAAAUAAUUUGUAUGGCGAUAAGGUGCUCUUUACCUUGUAUUACUUUUUUAUUUAAGUCUAUUCACUUUUCUCAAAAUCAGCAUUUAUUGAGCUAGAGAGUACAAUCUAUUAGAAGAUUAAAAAUAUAGAAUAAAUUAUUUUGUAUUGCUGCCCAAACAAUAGGAUUUAUAGGUAUCACUGCCUUCCUACUAUGUAGCCUCAAAGUCUCUCAAACAUUCUGCUUUGAUAUUUACGUUAAAAUAUGUGAUGUACUUUUGUCAGCAAUAGCUUUCUAGCAAUCAUCAGUGGAAGACUUUGUUUUCUGGAGGUCUUUGCAAGCCUAACGUGUUCAUUUGUGAAACAGAAAAAUCAGUUUUGUUGUGUAACAUGUCGAGUAUCUUUUUAUCAGUGUUUUUAUUUGGGAUGAAAGCUAAUGAUUUUUAAAGACAGAACUUGCCUUACCUCUUUUAAAAGGCAAGUUGCCCAUGUGGAGGCUUGAAGCAAAGUGGUUAGUUUGUUAUGUGGGAAUUUGCAACCACAGACAAGCUUUAUUUGUUUAUUGUUUUUAGGACUUAAAGCAGCUUUUGAGUACAGUUUUGAUUCUUUUCACUGUUCACAGUAACACUUUUAAGCUAGCAGCACUAAUACGCUUUAUGGUAGUGUUGUCUUGUUAUGGUUAUUAAAAAAAAGCCUAUUUUGUACUUUAUUUUCAAUACCUGUAACUGUCCUGUUAGAGAUGUAUCAGUAGUGUUUUCUUUGGCAUGAAUGUUUGACACGCAGUACGACUUGUAUCAUUGAAAACUGUUCAGUCUGUAUUGCUAACAAGUGCUUUUAAAACAACCAUACAGCAGAAAUAAAGUUCAACAUGAACCGUG
This is a messenger RNA of Melanotaenia boesemani (Boeseman's rainbowfish), 5815 nucleotides long. RefSeq names its product MIB E3 ubiquitin protein ligase 1 (gene mib1). The record is from RefSeq and is a predicted model, not a curated record. NCBI's taxonomy places the organism in Eukaryota, Metazoa, Chordata, Actinopteri, Atheriniformes, Melanotaeniidae. The coding region runs from base 658 to 3777 and encodes 1039 amino acids. Gene Ontology annotation, cellular component: cytoplasm. Gene Ontology annotation, biological process: protein ubiquitination. The transcript is spliced from 22 exons. Gene Ontology annotation, molecular function: ubiquitin-protein transferase activity; protein binding; zinc ion binding.